AUGCGCAGCUGGAGGGUGGAUGUUGAACUCCUGGAGGCUCUAUCAGCCUACGGCGUCGACUUGACCGCAAAGGACAAAACUGGGAAAAAUAUCUUGCACCACGGAGCUAUUCAUGGUACAACGAGCAAAGAGAUCCUUAACCUUGCCUGGGGAAUCAAUGUAGCUGUGAAUGACAGAGACAAGGAAGGCAAGUCUCCAUUUACAUAUGCAACAGAAGCAUUCAACAAAAAGCGGUUGCACACAGGAUUUGGCUCCCCAGAUAGAUGGAAACAUUCAUUGGGGAACUUCAAAAGCCUAGCUAGAACCGGUGGGUUUGAGCUUGAGUUCUAG
This is a messenger RNA of Aspergillus udagawae, 330 nucleotides long. RefSeq lists its product as uncharacterized. Bases 1 to 330 code for a protein of 109 amino acids. The transcript has a single exon. The record is from RefSeq and is a predicted model, not a curated record. NCBI's taxonomy places the organism in Eukaryota, Fungi, Ascomycota, Eurotiomycetes, Eurotiales, Aspergillaceae.